This is a messenger RNA of Momordica charantia (bitter melon), 705 nucleotides long. RefSeq names its product MLP-like protein 34. Gene Ontology annotation, biological process: defense response. Lineage: Eukaryota; Viridiplantae; Streptophyta; Magnoliopsida; Cucurbitales; Cucurbitaceae. The record is from RefSeq and is a predicted model, not a curated record.
UACACCAUCAAAAGAAAGGAAAAAAAAGAGAAAAAAUGAGCCACAGUGAUAGCAUUUGGGCAAAGGUUGAGCUGAAAUCUCCUCCUGAGAAGUUCUAUGGGUUCUUCAGAAACCACAUGGGAGAUUUGGUCCAUAUGUUUCCUGAGCAGUUCAAGAGCUUUCAGUUUGUGGAAGGAGAAAAGUUCUCUGCUGGAAGUGUUAUGCAUUGGCAAUACCAUCUUGGGAGUCCAGAAGCCGCGAAGAUAAAGUUGAGAGCUGUGGAUGAUGUGAAAAAAUACAUAAUCUAUGAAGUUGUUGAAGGGGACAUGUUAAAGCAUUUCAAAUUAUUCAGAGCAAAACUUGAAGCAAUUCAUGGAGGGUUAGCCAAAGGGGGAGGCUUUGCAAAAUGGACCAUUGAGUUUGAAAAGGCACAUGAAAAUGUGCCUUCACCAGAAAACUACAUGGAUUUGGCUGUCAAAGUCUCCAAAGGCCUUGAUGCUUACCUUUACAAUAACAAGAACUAAAUCAAAACCCCUAUAAAUUACUAAGUAUGUGUGUGACCUAAUUGAGUUUGCUAUGUUUCUACUUGGGUUUGUUCUCAAAUAAUAAAUUAUUAUGUGCAAUGUUAUGUUCUAUAUGUAAGGAAAAUGUGGGGUUUGGGGAAAAAUGGGUGUUGUUUAAUGUAUGUAAUUGAAAGUUAUCAAAGUGUGUGACAAAGUUCUUAGA